Messenger RNA from Colletotrichum karsti, 1128 nucleotides. RefSeq lists its product as uncharacterized. The transcript has a single exon. The record is from RefSeq and is a predicted model, not a curated record. The coding region runs from base 1 to 1128 and encodes 375 amino acids. NCBI's taxonomy places the organism in Eukaryota, Fungi, Ascomycota, Sordariomycetes, Glomerellales, Glomerellaceae.
AUGGACGCUCCGGCACAUUUCCUCGAAGACUACCCGAUGGCAGACGGAGCCAACCAGCGAUGCUCCUAUUUGAUUCAAAUGCAAGGGAACGUCGCGAAAUGCAAGAUUUCCUGGAUGAGAGACACCAUUAAAGUGGUUUCAGGGGAUUGCCUGCCUUGCCCCGAUGAGCACCGUGCCCAGUAUGCUCAGGACCUGGAGAACACAAUCAUCCUCGGUGGAUGCCCGCUCUUCAUUUUCAAGGAUUGCCCACGCUGCAAGGUCCGUUCGGUAAUGGCCCAGGCUAUCGACCUCGGCUGCGACAAAUCGGCCAAGAUUCUAGCUUGCUUGCUAACGAAGUUCUCGGCCUGCAAUCUCGACGCAGCUCAGCUUCUCGAUGAUCCGAUUCUGUCCAUCUUGCAUGACGAGAGGUCUAUCGACCUCCCAGAAAACAGACUGAGCAUGACUGCUGCAUGCAAGCUGGUAUGUCUCAUGGAGGCGGCCACAGGAGGUCGCGGACGGCACCCCUUUAACGUGGGCACCUGGGUAUGCGAAAUUCUCUCCAAUGCGGCUACAAUUCCAGGGUCCAUACUAGGAUUUUUGGGUCUUUUGGAGAUCACAAUUCAACUUUUUUAUGGCGAGAAGGCGGCCCAGCACCGCAAAAUCGAGAGCAGGCUUGUCUGGGGCGCCAUUCUCCAAAUCUUAUGGCAACACCCCCGCGUCGCCAAGGGCACAAUGGGCUCUGUUGUCCUGAUGACUGAGAAGCUUCUGCAUAUAGAGCGACAGCUCCUCGAUGAGGAACGCAAGGCUGCGAAAUACGGUAUGAAUCAAGUGCCUUCAUUCAGCCGUAUCCAGUUCGAAAUACAGGAUCAGUCAGGACGUACGGAGAUCACGGACCUUUUGAGAUUUUGCGAAUGGCAGCCACAACGGAUUCCAUUACUAGCCGACCUCCAACCAACUGACGAUAUCGACGUUGAGAUCAGAGAGUUAUGGACACCAGAAACCCCAUUGGACCGUGUGUCAUGCGGAGCAUUCCGUGAAGCAGUUGUGGGGCACUUGAAGGAUGAACUUACGAACCCAGUCUCUGGUCAAAACGACAAAGAUGUCAGCAAGACAUCUGCUGCGACGGAUCUCGAUGUUCAAGGAGAGUGA